Molecule: messenger RNA, 1373 nt
Organism: Octopus bimaculoides (California two-spot octopus)
Lineage: Eukaryota; Metazoa; Mollusca; Cephalopoda; Octopoda; Octopodidae
Product: peptidyl-prolyl cis-trans isomerase Fkbp12
Biological process (GO): protein peptidyl-prolyl isomerization
Cellular component (GO): cytoplasm; sarcoplasmic reticulum membrane
Molecular function (GO): peptidyl-prolyl cis-trans isomerase activity
Source: RefSeq, a predicted model, not a curated record
GCAGUUGCCAUUCCGAUUAUCUCCUCCCCUCCCUCCACAUUCCUUCUCAUUCUCGCACCUGUCUCUCUCUCUUUCAAUUAAUGUUGGUUUGUGUCGAGGAGUGGAACACCAAUCUUGCGGGGACCAGUUUGUUAUCUUUUACUGUGUUUUAACCGAAUCGAAACAGGACUCUUACGGAAGAAAAGCAACCUGCUAAAUCAUAGCUAGACCAAUAUAUCUGUUUGAACAAUAUGGGCGUUACAGUUGAGAAAAUCAGUGACGGCGACUAAAAGCAUUGUGGAAUAGGUGCAAGAGGCUAGAUCUGGCCAGUUUGAACAUAAAACUGGGAGAAUAUUUGGGUCACAUAUGGCCAUUUUGGAUGCUAGAGGGUCAACAUAUUACUGUGAAACUUACCCCAAAAAAGGACAAAAAGCUACCGUCCAUUAUGUAGCAACUCUUGCAGAUGGAACCAAAUUUGAUUCUUCCAGAGACCGCGACAAACCAUUUACAUUUAAAGUUGGAGGUGGUUUUGUAAUCAAAGGCUGGGAUGAAGGUAUUACCCAGAUGAGUGUUGGUGAAAGGUCAAAAUUGAUCUGCACGCCUGACUAUGGAUACGGUCCAAAGGGUUAUCCAGGAGUUAUUCCACCAAAUGCAACAUUAAUCUUCGAUGUUGAGCUCUUAUCUCUCAACUCUCUUUGAACCUAACCUAUCUUUAUACGAUUAUUUACUGUACAUUCACGAUGAUGGCUACUCCUGCGACAACAAUUCACCAUGUGGCCAGCCCUGCAAAACUCACUCUGGGUGUCAAGUUUUUUAAUAUUUUCUUUUUUAUCUUCUGCCAUUCUAUGACAUAAGAGUGAAGCUGCCAUUUUCAUAAAUUCAAAGAUUUUUACUCAAAAUUUCACUUUCAAGAUGUUUGCUUUUUAAUUCUUUACUUUUUAAAAUUUGAGUAUAUUUCUUGAUUUUCUCUGUGUUGUUAGCUUAUGGAAAGAAAAUGUAGGGCUUAAGUCCUUAUACUAAUUUCAUUCUGUACAAUUUACACAGUUGUAUAACAAAACUAAAAACUAGCUCUGGGAACUAUUAUUUCUUACAAAUUCAUUUAAGUUAAAGAGGUUUUCCUUUUUUUUUUAUUAUUCUUUUUGAUUAAAUAUUCUCUGAUCAUCUUAAAUAAAAUUUUCUCUGAAUAUCUUAAAGAAUUUUGUAUUUACAAACAAUUUUUUGAAAUAUUUCCCUACCAACCUUUUAAAAUUUUAGUUUUAAAAAAAAAAGAAUAUAUUUUCAAAGUAAAAGUUAGGCCAGUAUCAAUGUGAAAAGGUUUUCAAUAGAAAACAUUCUGAAAUAAUUCUAAAUAAUAACAUAAUAAAACAAUGUUUAGUAUUCAUUUGGAAACAGUU